UUAACGUGACAAAAACACGAACAAUAUUAAUAGUAACAGUGAGUUAAAUUGUUUACGUUGUGUUUGAAUUGCAAUAAAAAUUACAUUAUAAGGCCACAGUCAUAGAUUAGACGAAUACUAAACUUUCUACAAAUAAAGGAUAUUUACACCUAUAUAAGUGAAUUAUUUUGAGAUUAGUUAUUAUCGCUAAAUCUUCGAUUUUACGUGACAUUUUUUAUCAUAAAAAGCCUUGGAUUUAGAUAUCAUCAACAACAUUACGAAAGUUAGUAUUCGUAUAUCUUUUUUCCUGAGUGCUGUUGUUCAUAACAUUCAUGAGAACGUUACCUUGCUCAUGUAAAGAGAAGAUACCUUCUUAAAGACUGUUUUGAAUUCCUUUUUGCUCUAUUGGGAUACUUUUGUGUAAUCGUAUAUUAGUUGGGGAUGAAAUAGAUACUCUAUUUUGAUAAUCGAACGAAUUCCUCGGAUUUAUGAAUUUAAAGCCUAAAGUUGGUAUCAACCCUAAAGUGGGGAAGUCCCUAGCCAAUCCCAGUCAACACCCAUGACAGCCAUCUGUCUUUAAUAGAUGAUUUAGAAACCGUCAUUAUCAACUGCGAAAUUAGAGAAACUCUUGGUCAAAAAGCCUGGAAUUGAGAUCAGUAAGAAAGAUCUAAAAAAAUUCGACGCGAAACACAAAUGUACUUUCUGUGGAUUCUUGCUGAACAAGCGAAUGGAAGCAAAGUGUAAACACUUCUUUUGUCAGUCUUGUGUUGAAAUUAUUCUAGGGAUCACAUAAAAGACACAUGUGAAAAUGCACCCGUAAUAUGCAAAAAUUGCAAAGAUAAAAUACGAAGAAAAGAUAUCAAAAACCACGAGGAACAAUUUUGCCAUAAAGUAGACACUGAAAAUUCUCAAGUCAUUGGAUACAACCAUGAUAAAAUUCUAAAACGAAAUAAAUUCCGACAACGAUGUUAAACCAAUUAAUUGAUCAUUGAGCAAGUUAACCUAAACUAUACUAAUUCUUACGGUAUUUUCAACCGUUUUUGAUGCAGUAUGAUGGAAUGGCAAUGGAAGGUCCUUUUGUUCAACAAAGAGGACGUUAACUGUAGUGAUUUAGCAAUUUACCUGGGAUAUUUUGUUACGUAAAAAGUAUCCAGCACAUGUUCUUUAAAAUUAGUUCAUUUUUUCUCUUUAUUUGCACGUUUAUAUUCUAAUCUACUACAUGUGGAAAACUUAAGUGAAUCUAUCCCUAUUAUGUUAUGGUUCAGUGAAAUAACGGUUCAAAUUUAUUGGUAUUCCCCUAAACCUGUUGGGAUUCCCCUUUAAAUAGCAAGUGAUAUCUGAUAAGCAAGCUUGAAGAUUUGUGAAGGAAUAGUUAUUUUUAUCUCCAAAAAUCGUCUUGGUUUUUAGUAACAAAUUCAAACAGGAAGUCGAGGUAUAAAGAGACGUGUGUUUAAUUUUAUCGACUAUCGACGUAUUUGGAGUUUGUUUCUUAUUGUUUGGAGUUUGUUUCUUAUUGUUUGGAGUUUGUUUCUUAUUAUUGGAGUUUGUUCCUUUGCAGAAACAAAUUAAGUCCAAAUUGCUAUCAAGUAAGAUGCCUGGAACAAAGAUUCGUGAUGAAGAUCGAAAAAAAAUCCACCCAAAAUUCAUAUGUACUUACUGUCAUCAUCUUCUUGUCAAUCCAAAGCAGACCUCGUGUGGACACUUGUUUUGUGAAUCUUGUAUUGACAUUGUACUUGGAUGUUCUGAUCCGAGAUGUCCUGAAGAUGAACGAGAAUUAAACCAAAACGAGGUUUUCCCGGAUGCUUUUGCAAGGCGUGAGUUGAGAAGGAUUCGUUUACAUUGUCCUUCUUACAAUUGCAAUUGGUUUGGUACCUACGAAGAAUUAGAAGGUCAUUCUCAAGUUUGUGAGCAUGCGCUCAUUAGCUGUGUACACAAACAAUGUAACAUUCAGCUACCUCGCUCUCUCCUUGAUGAACAUUUGAAGAAUGAUUGUGAAUAUCGAAAUGUGAAAUGUGAAUAUUGUGGGAAAGAUGUCCCUUAUGAUACACUUAAGGACCACUUAGACAAUAUUUGUGACAAUGCACCCGUACCUUGCAAGUAUUGUAAGCAAUUGAUACAGAGGAAGAACAUUGAAAACCAUGAAAAUACAACUUGUGAUGAAGUGCCGACUGAAUGUGAAUUUCAAGCUAUUGGAUGUAACCAUAAUAAAACUUUAAAACGAAGGGAGAUCCAACAACAUAUGAAGGACAAUCUAAUUGAUCAUGUGAGCCUCCUGUUGCGAUAUGUUAUCGCAAUUGUUACGCAGUUAAGUAACUAUAUACCACCUUCGGAAUUUUCUAUUUGUGGUGAAGGCAUGGCUGACCGACCCAAUGCUGUUCGUGCCAAUCUCUCAGAAAAACUUGUGAUGUUAGAAGGUAAACUUACAGAUCUCAAAAAUUGGAUCGACAAUCUCAAGCGUCGUGAUGGUAACGAUAGGGACGCCCAGUUGUAUGAAGCUGUUUUCUCAAUUCGUGAGAGGAUCAUGUCCCUUGAGCGACAAAUGAGAAAUAAUUCAUCCAUCAUACAACGGAUUCGCGAGCGUUUAGAGCAAAUUUACGAGUCAUUGGCGCGUAACGCGCAACGUGGCGCCUGUUCACUGGGAUCUAACCAGGCUAUACACAGCUACAACGGUACGUUACUUUGGAAAAUUGAUAACUUCAAGAAGAAGAGACAGGACGCCAUUAAUGGUGUAAAAACAGCCUUGUACAGUCCACCAUUCUACAGUUCUCAAUAUGGUUACAAGAUGUGUGCUAAGAUCUAUAUGAAUGGUGAUGGUUUUGGAAAAGGAACUCAUUUAUCUUUGUUUUUUGUUGUUAUGAAAGGUGAUAACGAUGCUUUUCAAACAUGGCCAUUCCAAAAGAAGAUCACAAUGAUGUUAAUGGAUCAAGGAAAUGGUGAUCACAUGAUUGAUGCUUUUCAUUCAGGUCCUCAAAGUUCGGAAAAUUUAAACAAUCGCCAGUAUAUUAAAGGUGAAUACAAAGCUGUUCAAAAGUGGCCAUUUCAUAAAAAUGACGCCACGAAAUUGAUGAAUGAUUGUGAUGGUAAACACAUGGUUCUUGAUUUUCAUUUAAAUGGUCAAAGUUCCUCCCUUCACCGACCUAAUUCAAAUAUCAAUGAUUCUGGAUAUCUGCUUCGUCGUUGGCCGUUGGAGUGUUUAAGUCAAUUUGUUAAAGACGACACCCUUUUCUUUGUGUUAUUGAUUAAUUGAAAUAUCUGAAUUUUGAAAACAAAUCAUGAAUAUGGUAGUUUUACACUGAUUUGGAGGACGUCUAUGAUACAUAUUUUUGCUAAAAAUUUCACCAACUAUUGAAGUGCUCUUUGUACGUCACUCGAGUAAGUUUGAUAAGACGUCGCUGCUGUUGUGAGUGUAGCAAAUUCUUUUUGGCCGUGCAUGAAAAAUUUUUGUCAACAAUAAAGUUUCUUGAAUUAAGUUAACCAACCUCUUGUCAAGUAAAUUUGUAAUAACAGCAAAUAGUUUGCUGAUUUAUAAUAAACCAAUCCAGAUAA
Xenia sp. Carnegie-2017 is the source of this 3525-nucleotide messenger RNA. Its product is annotated as TNF receptor-associated factor 2-like. Gene Ontology annotation, cellular component: plasma membrane signaling receptor complex. NCBI's taxonomy places the organism in Eukaryota, Metazoa, Cnidaria, Anthozoa, Malacalcyonacea, Xeniidae. The transcript has 13 exons. Gene Ontology annotation, biological process: protein K63-linked ubiquitination; regulation of apoptotic process; positive regulation of JNK cascade. The coding region runs from base 1571 to 3226 and encodes 551 amino acids. The record is from RefSeq and is a predicted model, not a curated record. Gene Ontology annotation, molecular function: protein binding; zinc ion binding.